This is a messenger RNA of Bombus huntii, 18435 nucleotides long. RefSeq names its product acetylcholine receptor subunit alpha-like 1 (gene nAChRalpha1). Lineage: Eukaryota; Metazoa; Arthropoda; Insecta; Hymenoptera; Apidae. Gene Ontology annotation, cellular component: postsynaptic membrane; neuron projection; synapse. The transcript has 7 exons. Gene Ontology annotation, biological process: signal transduction; regulation of membrane potential; nervous system process. Bases 160 to 2010 code for a protein of 616 amino acids. Gene Ontology annotation, molecular function: transmembrane signaling receptor activity; acetylcholine-gated monoatomic cation-selective channel activity. The record is from RefSeq and is a predicted model, not a curated record.
GGGACUGCUGCGGGUAAAUCGGCACGGCGCACCAAGUCCUCGUGCUCCCUACACAGCAAGCCUGGGAUACGGUAGCUCGUCCUUCACCGUUACUCCUCAUCGACGCCCGCGGGCAAUGUGCCCACCCGCCGGCAGAGCAACGGGUGGACAAGGCGUACGAUGCUUAGGGAUGCUUGGUCGAACAACGGUGGGAAAGGCUGGUGGCGAUGGUGGUCUAGGUUGGGCGGAUUGCUGGCGAUGGCGACGGCCAUUUCCUGUCUUGUUGCUCCGUUUCCGGGUGCCUCGGCCAAUCCGGAAGCGAAGCGUCUCUACGAUGACCUGCUGUCGAACUACAACCGCCUCAUCCGGCCUGUUGGCAACAACAGCGAUCGCCUCACUGUCAAAAUGGGACUACGCCUCUCCCAGCUCAUCGACGUUAACCUGAAGAACCAGAUCAUGACGACGAACGUUUGGGUGGAACAAGAGUGGAACGAUUACAAGCUGAAGUGGAACCCGGAUGAUUAUGGCGGUGUCGACACCCUCCACGUGCCGUCGGAGCAUAUAUGGUUGCCGGACAUUGUUCUUUACAACAACGCCGAUGGCAACUACGAGGUGACCAUUAUGACCAAAGCAAUUUUGCACCAUACGGGGUUGGUCGUGUGGAAACCGCCAGCGAUCUAUAAAUCAUUUUGCGAGAUCAACGUGGAGUACUUCCCCUUUGACGAGCAGACUUGCUUCAUGAAGUUUGGUUCUUGGACUUACGACGGGUACACGGUCGACUUACGACACCUGGCCCAGACCGAAGACUCGAACCAAAUUGAGGUCGGGAUCGACCUAACCGACUACUACAUUUCCGUCGAGUGGGACAUCAUAAAAGUGCCUGCCGAGAGGAACGAGGCGUUCUACAUAUGCUGCGAGGAGCCCUACCCCGAUAUCGUGUUCAAUAUCACCCUACGCCGCAAGACCCUCUUCUACACGGUGAACCUAAUCGUACCGUGCGUGGGCAUAUCUUUUCUCUCGGUGCUGGUGUUCUACCUGCCGAGCGACAGCGGCGAGAAAGUCUCGCUGUCGAUCUCGAUUCUGCUGUCGUUGACGGUGUUCUUCCUAUUGUUGGCCGAGAUCAUACCGCCCACGUCGUUAACGGUACCGUUGCUCGGCAAGUACCUGUUGUUCACGAUGGUACUGGUCACCCUAUCCGUGGUGGUGACGAUAGCCGUGUUGAACGUGAAUUUUCGCUCGCCCGUCACUCAUCGUAUGGCGAAAUGGGUGCGGGUGGUGUUCAUACAAAAAUUACCGCGGUACCUUCUGAUCGAGAGGCCGAAAAAGGACGACGACGACGACGAAGAGGAGGAGGUGGUGGUGGUAGGGAGAAACGGCGUCGGUGUCGCCGUGGUGAACGCCGACGGCGAGCCCGUCGGCGACGAUGACGACGACGACGACGUCGAAGCGACCAACGGGAAACCGCCCGAAGGCAUGCUCACCGAUGUGUUCCAUGUACAAGAGACUGAUAAGUACGAUACGUACUACGGCAACAGGUUCAGCGGGGAGUACGAGAUACCUGCACACGGAUUGCCACCAUCAGCAACUAGGUACGACCUCGGUGCCGUGGCCACCGUAGGUACCGUAGCGCCCUGCUUCGAGGAACCCUUACCCUCGCUGCCACUGCCGGGGGCUGACGACGAUCUGUUCGGCCCAGCCAGCCCCGCAUACGUUCACGAGGACAUCAGCCCCACAUUCGAGAAGCCGUUGGUACGCGAGAUCGAGAAGACCGUCGACGAUGCCAGGUUUAUCGCUCAGCAUGCCAAGAACAAGGACAAAUUUGAGAGCGUGGAGGAGGACUGGAAAUACGUGGCGAUGGUGCUCGACCGGAUUUUCCUCUGGAUAUUCACGGUGGCCUGCGUGCUUGGUACGGUGUUGAUUAUCCUGCAGGCGCCGAGUCUCUACGAUACCACGAAGCCGAUCGACAUCAAGUACAGCAAGAUCGCGAAAAAGAAGAUGAUGCUGAUGAACAUGGGUCCCGAGGAGGACUAGUCGACGAUUCCGCGCGGCUUCGCGCCGCGUUCACAGCGGCAGCUGCUUCACCGUCGUCGCCGUCGUCGCGGGCAUCAUCGUCGCUGUUGUUGCCACCGCGGUCGCCGGCGUCGUCGUUCCCGUUGCACGCGUUAUCGUUCUCGUCGUCGUCGUCGCCGUCGCCGUCGUCGUCGUCGUCGUCGUCGUCGUCAUUGUUAUCGUCGUCGUCGUUGUCGUUCAGCGGCCGCCGCCCAUCAUCGAAACUGCCGAUUUUCGCGUCGACAUGCAAGAGGACCCUCUCUCGAUCGCUGUUGCCAGAGAUGAUGAGACCUCCUAAAGAACACGGCCAGGAAAAAGUAGGAGGCAACGAGUGGCAGAAACGAAGAUUCAGGAAGAUGGCGUGGAUCUUUCCCUCUCCGAAUUGUGGAUAAAUCUGAUAUUCAGACUUCGAUACUGAAACUCUUUUGAACGGGAGACGAGAGUGGGGCGCGGACUGGUUCAGAGGUGGGAGGGGGGGGGGGGAGAACGCGAACGAAAUGGAGCGUACGAGUUUUGUCGAAAGAAAAAUAGAGAAAAUCCUGUGCAUGGACGUGUGAUCGGGAGCGUGUGAAAGGGAAACAAGAGGAUGACGGAGCGAAUGGGUGCGAGAGGGAUGAGCGAGAUUGAACGAACGAGACCGAGGAAGAGAGAGAAUUGGGGGCAAGAGAGGGGAGAAAAAGUGCCAAAUACGCGAAACACACGCGCAACGUAUUUUUGUAAAUCUGGUUUCAUACGUAAGGCUAGAGUCGUGCGGCGAGACGUCGAACUGCCCGAACUGCCGAUUUUAUAUAAGAAGACGUUUAAAACAAACACGUACACAUUAUAUACACGCACGCAUCUACGUACACUAAGAGCAGCUACGAGGGGAAACGUAUACAUGUGAUUCUUACAUAUACACGCGCAUACACGAACGUACAGACAACAUCUUCACGCGCAUACACGUACACAUACGGGUUCACACUUGCGCAGGAUCCAGCGUGUUAACAUUUAUACGUAACGAGAUGAGUUAAAACGAGGAAAAAUAAGAGAGAAGAAGGAAAAGAAGAGGAAGAAAGAAAAUGCAUCGGGAGAAGAGAAGAAAAAAAAACACGAGGUAGACACACGCGUACGCGUGCGUAUCCGUUCAAGGUGUGUGUACACGGUGUACAUAGAUAUAUAGAAAAAGAAUUAUACAUCUAUUACGUGCGUAGAUAUAACUCGACGAUCUCACAGCGUAUGAGCACGCAACGCGAUAUUCAUCCGCAUAUAUCUCUCGACACAUCGUAUAAUCACGGGAGUGCGCCGCGCUCGCGCGGUCACGACACACGCCACAUUCACAACCGAGCACACGAACCGAGCUGGGAACCAUAGGGAACCUCGCGGGAGAAACGUACGACGAAGGUGAAUUCUUCGGGCUGGAGAAUUGCUAGCGGUGAUAAAGAACGAGACUCGUCGUCGUCGUCGAGCCGGUGAUUAUCGUGCCAGGAAACGUGUGCUGUUCGCUCGAGCAACGGGGGACUCGGAGAAAGAAAAAACUGGAAAUUUCCUCGUUCCUUCCACUCUUCUCUUUUCCUACACUUUUUCCCCUUUUUUUACUUUCAACUCGAUCGUCGAACCAAGUAACGGCGCGCAUAAUCUUUAUCGAAAUCUUUUUAAACUCUUUUAACUCGUCCCUUGUAAUCCUAUUUUUAAUUACCACCAAGUUCCUCAUCAGUUACUAAAGCAAAUGAUUCGGUCGAACGCAGAAUCCCGUGGUUCGGUUGUUCAAUCGCGAGCCAGCGCACGGCCUGGUACGUCGAUCCAGCCAGAAAUCAAACGGCCGUUCAAAUAGUUCUCUCGACCAACGAAUCGUUCAUCCGACAAGUGAUUCUUUCGUCGUGCGUAUUCUCGACAAAUACACUGGAAAGAAAGAGGUGAGAGUCGCGAGCAUAGAAGCUCGCAAACAACUGCCAACUUUAGAAGCAACGGGCCCUGAUCGAUCCGAUCGAUUCUUAGAAGCGAGCAAACGUUAUCGAUAGAUUUAAAGGAGGAAAACAGAGCAAAGGAUGUUCCUUAGGAAGACUCGCCGUACCAGAGUGUACCAGGUCUGAUAAAAUGAGAAUUUAACACGAGAAUUAUAUCUCCGUUUCUUUGAGAACGAGCGAUUAAGAUUCCAGCAUCUCCGUGCUUCUUUUUUAUCGUGUGAGAUAAACGAAGAUCUCAUGCGUGGUACCGUGGAACGCAUGGCUGAAAAUCAUUUCGAGAUGAUGGCGAUAAAACUCGGCGAAUUUUUAGCCGCUAAUUGCCUUGCAGCAUCGUUCGCCGAUCUUGAUACUACCCAAACGAUGAACUCUCGAGAUACCGUAGACAAGCUAAUCGAUUACCUCCAUCCGUGAUUCUAUCGACUGUGUUCAAAUCUCCGAUGAACUUUGUCUAUGCACUUUUGUUAUCGAAGGAUUUUUCCAUCAUCGAACCCACCGUUCGAGCUUCCUCGCUCAUUCAACGAUUCUGUUUCACACCCUAAUUUCCAUGGUCGAUCGAGGAAACCUUGGGAAAGAUCGGGGAAAAGAAAACGAAAGAAAGUUAGGUCAAAGACUAGGAAGCAUCAUCAAUUGCCAUUCUUCACCGUUACCGCCUGCACGAAGUCAGAGAUUCGCCGAGCUUUCGCUACUUCCUCCAUGGAUUUUACAGUUGGCUCGUGCAAGCGAAUCGAUGCGAAUAACACGGCGGGGGAAACGACCGACAGACGACAGAUGAAGACGGUGCAGCAGAUUCAACACGGGUGAACGCCGUGUUUUCAGCUCUGUGUUCCAACGAAAACACGAUUGUCGGAUGCUGUUCGGAAGCGGCAGAGCUGUUACGCUGGAAUCUAGAAACGGAAACACGAUUACUCCUCUUUGAUAGACUCAAAGAUACGGUUUGAGAUCGCCUUUCGUGGAAUUCCACAUACGAUAAGCCACUCGCUUCUGGGAAUAUGCGAUAGGAUGCUCAGGUAGUCCAAUGAAUAAACAAAUCCCAAACGUUUCGAAACGUUAGAAUUGCUCGACCUACCGGUAAACAUUAUUUCUCUCGACCACAGAGAACCUCAUUUCGAUAUACAACCUUGGUACAUUGAUAUUUCUACGUUCACGCGAGUCCUCCGUGUUAUCCUCGAGCAACCGUUCUAACGUCUCGAAAGCUUCUAGCAGUCUUUCAAUGUAUCCAGAACUUCCGGAUUAAAAAAAAAAAAAACUUCAAAGUUCUACGAACUCACGCUUAAGCCAUUCAGUCUUUCAGAAGCAUCGACCAUUCUCCGGUUCGAACGCAACGCUCAAAGCGUGCUCGACUCGAACUUUAUCGACUGACGGGAUAAUCCACCGUCGAACGCCCAUCGUUUGGCCACGUGCUCUAUAAGGAACAAGAAAAAAAGGACGAAGAAAAGCAGACAAAAAAAAUAAAGAAACGAGACACACGAAGCUCGUGGGUGGGCGCGCGAGCGCGUCGAACGCGUACACUCGUGGAUACAUACACACACACACAGACAUUGUUUGUAUAUUGACAAUGAAGAAAAGAAGGAGAUGAAGAUGGAAGCGGGAGCAGCCCAGGGGGUGAAAAGAAAAAAGAAACGCCACCCAGGCACUUCCUCUCUCCGCGAACCGGUAUAAUAAUCAAUUUAUUUGCUCACGUAAAGGUAACGGUAUAAUAUAUUUAAUAUGUGCAUAUUAGGUAUAAACAGAAGAUUAAUCAUACGAAAAACUAAACUAAUAAAUCGCAUAACCGAGGACGAUUCACUCGGGCAGCCUGUGGGAGCCGGUGGUGAUGCUGGUGGUGCUGGUUGCUAAUGGUGUGCAGUGUGGGACGUAAUAUUAACGCCAAUCCAUGGACACGGUGAACACGCGAGUGUGCUAAUCAGGAGGCGCGAUGAUCCCGAUUCGCCGAUCAUCGAAGUGAUACGUGUUCCGAGGAUUCAAGGGGUGGAAGAGGAGGAACACGCGAGAGUACAGGUCCGUGCGAUUUCGGUCGCCAUUCGGCCAUCGUUGCGGAGAUUAACUUUCCUACGUGAGAAGCGUUGUUCGUCGAGAGUUCGGUAAACUGCCAUCAAGUGCAAACGUUUAUGAUUUAUGGCGCAAUAUAAACUACAACGAUUUGAUGUAUGAUUUUUUUAGAGGUAUGUUUUGGCGUUGCCGAAACAAUCCAAGUUGAUUUUUGCCUUAUUUCAAAAGCUUUGACAGUUGUUCGCUUCUUGCAAGGAAUCGAUCACGUUCCACGGUAUUCGUUUCUUUCUUCGACGUUUUCCUGGAUAUCGUGUUUGAGUAUUUGCCUGGACUUGUUCGGAAAAUUGCAGUUGCACGAUUCGUCUUUUAUAAGUUUAUUCGAGGAAAAGUAAGGUCGGGCGUGUCCUUGUCGCAGUGUUGCCAAUAUAAUUAUAUCCAUUCGCGAGUUUUGUGUAUUUAAGGAAAUUGUCGUGUUGCAGUGUUUCGGCAGUAUUUCGCCAUUGUUCGCCAUUGUUCGCCGGCCGCGUCUCUGACUUCCUGUUCCGGGUUAUUAAUUUACGACCCGGUUUAAAUCAGACUUCAAACGCAGCCACGCAGCCACGCAGCCAGCCUUGUGACGUUAUUACGCGAACGUCACACGGCUCCGUAAUGUACUAUGUGGUGCGACCUCGGGCUAAUGAGUCACAGAAUUACACGCGCGGCGACACAAUCCUUUUUUUUUCCACCAACAAACGUCAAAAUGGUAGAAACUGCGUUUGAAAAAGCUCGUUCAAUCCGAUUGCCGUGCGAUUGAUUUUCACGAAAAUUCACCUGACACUCGAUUACAUGGAUUUACGGAUUUACGGAUUUCCUGGUUGAUUACAAAGUAACGGUGUGUUGGUAUUAAACAAGCAACGACGCAUUUGGUGAGCGUUUUCAUUUGAAAGAGCGACGCUGCGAGCGUUUGUCGUUACCGCGGCCGUUAUAUUAAAUUUAUUUUAUGAAUUUGCACCGCGCUCGUAUUGAAAUUUCACUGAUAUUGUUUUCUACCGAAAUCCCGUAAACGCCUGGCUAUUAAAGAAUUACUUUACGUUAAUCACCCUAAAGCAAUUUUGUCCUCACGGCAGGGCAGAAUUUGACCACGAAUAUCUCGAGAUUCUUUUUGUUCGUCGUUAAUUUCGCUAACCGGCGUGCCUUCAUUCGAAUGUUAGUUUUCCAUUAAAAGUGUAAAAAGAGAAAAAAGUGGAAAAAGAGGGAGAAGGAGGGAAGGGUGGAUAGCGUAACGCGUGGAAAAGUUAAUCGACGCAGCGUGUACGGAUCGCUGAAACGCGCGACCGAACGUAAUUUCAACAAUAACAAAACAAUGGCGCAACGACGGCCAUUGUUUCGCCGGGAACCGCUCUUCUCCCCCUGCCACACCAUCGCUUCGUCGACAAUUGCGACAACAAUAAUUGAUACGAUUAACGUUAAGAACAGGGGAAACGUGAAAAUAAAGGCAGCAAAGAAGAGUUGAGUUUAAAAGAGAGAAUAAAUUGUUGGACAGAGAAAGAGAUGACACGGUUUAAACGAAGAGAUUUAAGAGUUUUAUGCUAAUGAUUAAACGAUAGUUGUUGUCGUACGUUAAGUUGCUACUCGUUGAUAAUAAAACGUUUGAUAAUCGAUCCAUGACAAUGAAACGUAACACGGGGGAAAAAGUAAAAAGACAGAAAGGAAAAAAAAAAGAAUAAAACGAACGAUCAACGGAAAGUUCUCGUCUACAGUCGUCGUCGAUUCGAUCUAUCCACGCCGGUUCCAUUUUACGAUCCCAUCGAUCGACGACGUAGGCUUGAAAAAUUACUACGAAUGAUUAGGUUAAACUGUGUACAUUGUAAUAACAUUACAAACAUAGACGUUAUGUUUUAGCCACGUCGUAAUCGCGCAUCGUUACAAUCCAUUGAUCGAGGGGUUGUUCGAUCGUUUAGUGCGCGUGUGCGCCAACGAGAAUCGAAGCCUCGUAACGUUGUCGUGCCUGUUCGUCCCUUGCGCAGCGAAUUUUCACCCUAAAAAUCGUCGAACGAUUCCGAUCACGCGUUUUUCUCGCGAACCAGCGGAAACGAACAGAAUCAAAUGGUUUUUCGUAUUUUAUCAUCCGACUCGAUGGCGUUUCUAAUUACGCUGCCGGUUUUUCUUCUCCGUGAUUAUACUUUUAUCUUUCGUUCUCUAUCCGACACGUUUUCUUGAAAAACCAGAUAAAUAAAUAGAAGCCAGGGAAAUGUAAUUACUCCAUUUGCGAGAGUAUUCGUCGUGCCAUUCGUUUAGCUUAUCACGCAGUCGUUAUUCAAUGCUUUAAAACAGAAUCGUCCGACAGAAUGCCAGAGACCAAGAUCAUUUCGUUUCUGGAAUUUAGUCUCAUUUGCAUGCUACCGUUGAAUCAACCGCGUUUAUUAACGUUUACCAGUGGAUUAAUUUAAACCCCAGGCUAGUGUCGUAAGAAUCCGUUUCCACCGGUGGAUCGCGGAUUUUUCGCCGUAUCACCGAGAAAUCUCGCGUCUUUCCAACGUGCCCGAUGAAUAGACCGGUCGAGGAGGACGUGAAUAAUCUCUCGAGGUGAAUAGAAACGAUCCGGGACGCGAAAUAAUUCUGUUUCAGCUGUACGGAGGUGUCCGUGUGGGAGAUCCUGAAGCAGGUUAUUCCGUCGGUCGUUUCAGCCUGUGGACGUUGAACAACCCUGGUUGGCCAGGGCUUGAAAAGGAUGGUCGGCCAGGCUGAACCGGGCGUCGUAAUUGAAUUUUUCAGUCGCUUCGGGCCUUCGUAGACGCACGAUUCAUUAGCAGUGUAAACCCCGAGGCUAGAAAUUAGGGCGGGCAUGUAAGGUAAACGAGCGAACGAACGCCAGGCAAAUGGAUUAAAGCGAGCGAGUUGUGAUUCGGUGAACGUGCGCCGGUUCUCACGGGACGAAGGAGACUCUCUCGAUUAUCAUGGACGUGUCCACGUUUCCGUGGAACUAGCCAGUAGAGGUUUGAUUAAAAUUUGAGACUGCGUUUCAGCUCUGUCACCUUAUUCUUCUAUUCGUUCAUGUUUGUUCGCCGGUUCGAUCGUAAUUCUGCUUUCCAAAUUCUCGUCAUUUUCAAUGGAAAAACGUGGAAGAGAAGAAAGAAAUAUGAAAACGCGUGAUCGGAAAACGUGCCUCCAACAGAAACGAAAAAACAUAUAAUAUAAAAAAGAAAAAAAAAUGAAAAAUCCGUCUUCCUGUCUUCGUGUUUUUCCAGUUUCUCGCUGUUCUCGCGUGUCCGUAUUCGGAUACAUGGUUACACCGACUACACCGUUGGAUCGGAGAUUAAUACAUAACGUGUGACUGUGCGUAGAUUAACAGAGUAAGUGUUUACAAACGUUUAAAACUCGCGCGCGAUAGCCUGAUAAGCAAACCCGACAAUUUUGCGUAAGUGAUAAUCUCGUGUAAGCAUGUUAAUUAACUAAUAGGUAGACCCUUCUGAUUGUGACCCUCGUGCCAGGACUUGCGAUCGAAGCGCGACACGGAAUGAGAUUUAACGAUCGGCUGAUCGAGAAAUCGUUUUUCUUUUUAUUCGUCACAUCGACGCCGCGCUCUGAUUAUCUUUCUUACUCGUGUACGGUUUAUCGUUCGAUAGACGCACCUUCGUUCUACAAAGAACAAUCGUAAACUCGAUCGAAUUCUCUUCGAUUAAUACGCUGUAGAUAGUAGCUCGAAGAUUUCAGUGUUGUCGGCGAGAAUAAUCUCGAAAGGCUUGGCAACGAAUACUCGCUUGGAAAUUAAAUUGAAUGCAAGUGGACACGCGUGACCGGUCGUUGAAAUCACCGGGCGGCCGAUCGCGCGGCUCAGCCGCCACACAUUUCGUCGAUCGUCCAGGCUUCUCCGUUUUUACGUCGGUCCGUUUUACGUCCGGAUGCCCAAUGGGUCGAUUCCGAGUGCAGAACCGCAUGUUCUGGGUCACAGUCGUGAAACGCUCAAAUAAAUCAAGUACUGUGUAUCGUCAGAAGCUUAAAGUCUUCCAUGGGGCAUUCCUGACAAAGAAAGACGAUUUUCUCGGGGUGAUCCGCAAAUGAAAGCCGAUGAAAGGGAAACCGGGCGAACCAGCAUUUAUAUAUACAUAGAAUUUGCCGAAUACGUCGUCCAGUGGACACACCGUCGAUUUAACGUGGGAACGUGAAAGAGGAAUGUUAAACCGUCCAUAAAGAGAAUUUACGUAACAAGUACGACGAACAACAGGGAUUUUUCGUUUCCGUUUCGCGAACGGGAAUUUUGUACUUCAUCCAGUGCGCGGUUCACUGCGUCGUCCGAUCGAAUAAUCCCAUUGUCUCUACGUUUUUUCCUCAAUCCCCGAAAUUUCCCUUUUCAUUCUUUAUUGCUUUCAAUUUCUGAACGUUUGACUGACAUUAUUUUAUUCCUCCGCUCUCUUUUCUAUUUUUUUUUCUUUCCUUUUUUCUAUCCCUUUGAAUCCGACCAAUUUACGUUUUCGCAUCGUGAAAGUUUCGUUCUCCAUUUCGUUCAUUUUUCAUAUCCGUUGAAAAACCGUUCUUAACGUCAGUUCGACAAUCAUAACCAUCGAACGUUUCCAUAGUCGUACGCGAACCCUCACCAUUGAAUCACCAUCGAACAAGGCCGCAUCUCUUUGCUACGGGACAAUUUUUCACGUUUUCAUCGAGACACCGUAAUCCAUGUCGUGAAAUAAAAUACUAAGAGCAAAAAAAAAAAAAAAAAAGAAAAGGAAAAACAGAAAAAAGCGAAGAAGAGAAAGGGAGAGCAGAAACGUAGAUUAUUAACGUAACGAACGAUCGCGAAGAGAUCGCGAAAUGCCGUCGACAACAACCGGAGAACAGACGCGAACCACGUUUUACACAAAAAUCGCGAUAAGGGCGCAACUAAUUGGACGAUUUGCCUUUAUCAUUCGAAAACGUUAGGAAUUUCUGCCCUCGAUGCGUUCUUCCAUCUUUGUUGGCGCACACGUGCGGUUCCCUUCUCUUUGAUAGAUAGAUAUCGUCGAUCACACGAGAGUUUCGAAGAUGAGACACACGUCGUACUGCCUUUUCAAGCGUAUCAUUGGAAUUCUUUUUCUUUGUACAAAAAUUCGGAAAUAGCAGGUUUAUGAAAUUGCUUCUCGUCGUUUUUCGUCGACUGUUCUUUUAUGCAAACUAUUAUUUGCUUUAACAUUAGAGCUACCGAAAUCGUCAAAUCGUCAAGUUAAUAAGAUUUCACGGUAAUUUCGCACAUUCGUAACGAUGUAUUUUUCACGAUUUCAAUGAUUUUUCAUCAAAGUAUAUGAAUGAAGGCCCAUUUUUUUCCUCUACGUCACGUUAUCCUUGGCACAAAUUUGAUAUUUUAGUCGUCGGUAGCUCCACUGUUGAAAUGAAGUAAUUCUUUUGCAAAAAAACGAACGGUUUGCGAAUAACGUUCUGAAGUGCAAUACGAAGUUCGCAGUACUAGCGUGCAAACGAUUACGCGAGAGGCAGGCGUUUCAAACAAGUGGCAAAUUCGAUUAGCCGCGCUCGUACGUACGUUCGAAGCGGAUUCGGGCGAUGAAAGGCACGGCACAGCGGAAUGGCAGCUAUGUUUUGCCGCAACUCCCAUGUUGUGCAAAGACGUCGGAAAACGGAAUAGGGAAAUAAGCUGGCGAAUAACCGGAACGAACGGUGGGCGCGGCUUCCAGAUCACGUAAUGAAUUAUCGUCUUUUGAAACAAAAGGGUUAGCGAACAAAGACCAUUUCGGGCUCUUUUUCCGCGGUGGGCGCGUUGAGUUUUCGGUCCUCACGGAUAAGCUUCGGCGCUGUAAUUAAUGUUCGCACGAUCGUUGAUCUUUAUUCUAUAUUCUCUACUUUUUCUAUUAGCCGCACAGAGAUAGCCGCGGAAUAAAAUAAAAAAGCAGAUCAAAAGAAAGAAGUAGAAACAUACUACAUAUUAUCGUGGAAAUGGCAAGGUCUAACAAUUCGAUGUUAUUAGUAUUUGCAAAUAAGAAUUACUAAAUACUUCGAAAUACGUACAAUUGUUAGAAUUAGGGCUACCGUAUGUAAGUUGUGCGAUAUGGUUUAAAAUUAAUCUUCCAAAGGAACUUCGCUUUACGCCUGAAAGUUUCGAUUUUAAUAAUUGUGUUACGCUUUAUCUCUAAGAAUAUUCGAUUCCGAGCAAGAGAGUUAUAAUCGAAUACAAUGUUUAUAUUUUAAUUUCGAAUCUAGAAACUAACAAUUUCUAUAAACAGACUGAUUUACAGAAAAAUGGUAUAUUAAUAAGAAACACGUGUGAAGCGAUGAUAAAUCAAAUGAAAAAUAUGAAUACAUAUUUUACACAGAGUAAUUAAAAGAAGAAACAACGUUCAGUAAGAUAAGAUUAUCAAUUUAAUAAUACGCAUUAUACUUCAAAAGCAAAGAUCGAUAUUCGUACGAGCUUCUUUCUAGCAGCAGUGGCCAUCGUGUUAAGACAGCGCCGGAGCUCUGCCGUGAAGAUCGGAAACCCGUCGACGCUGAUCGGCCCCAGUUCCGUUCGACUCGUAUCGAUUUCAUUGGAUUCGAGGCACACAGUAUUUUUCUACCGUGUAAUUUCAUACUUUUCCAAUUGUCUUUGAUCUCAACGACCGUAUCGGCAUCGUCUUGUUCCUCUACAACGCGGCGAUCGAACGAAGCCACCGCGUCGAUCUGUUUAGAACCGCGUUGACCGAAACGGGUUCGUUUGUCGAACACGUUCACCGGAAGAAUUCCACGACACGAAUUUACAACCAUCACCAGGGUGGACCGCGGGUACCACACUCACACAGACAUCCAAACACAUUUACACGCGCAUAUAUACAUGUAAGACAGCUACAUUUGGAGCUACCAGGGAGGGGGAGGGGCGAAUGUCUGUUUCGAAGACGCUUCACCCCCUGUGGGAGCUUGUCGGAAUAAUCAUCGAAGUCACACGACUUGGCCACGCGAGAUCCAACGAUCGUGCACAGCCCUCGAAAGCAGGUCGAUCGAAUUCGAGGAGUAAAUUCGCUUACAGCGUCUCGCGAUGGCUGAAACCGGCCAGGAAGUUUCUGGCCAGGAAGAGGGAGGGGAUGAGAUGGGUAACGGAGGGGUGGUAGUUAGGGAUCUCUUCGUAUGUUCGAACGGAUUAAAUCGAAAUCUUUGCUCAACGUUGCAUACGUGUUAUAUAUAAAAUAAAGUAAGAUGAUGUUAUCGUCUAGUGUUGAAACAUAGUGUUAACUGAAACGGACAGGGGUGGGUUGUUCGUGUUUUUUCCGGCCACGUCGUUGCCGUUGAUGUUUCCCGUUGUGUUCACAUGGUACGAAGAAUAUCGGAGGAUUUCUUUUUUUUCUUUUUUUUUUUUUUAAGGAACAUGUUGUAGAAAAAUUGCGAAAAAGGAAGAGGAACGCGACACCAUCGAUGCGCACGAUGUAGGAUGACGGUGAGUCGGAAGAUGACGGAGGUUCAAGGGUGGGAGUGUGUAGAUUAUUAAUGAUAACACAAUAGUAAUAAUGAUAACUAAAUAACGAUUUACUAAUAACGACGCUAACGCUGUAAGGAUAAAUGAAGCAUAGUAAUAAUGAGUAAUGAUAGCACGUAAAAAACGCAGUAAUAAACUACCAUUUAACAAUAAACGAGUUACGGUAACGUUAAACGUAAGAGUAAAUAAACGAGAAAAUAAUAAACGCUAAAUAACAAAAUAUCGAGUAUUAAUUAAAAAGUACCCUUAACAAGUAUAUCGAGCGCUAACUCUACUAUCGACGAUUACGAAACGUUAUACGGUGUAUUGUUAUCGAAUUCCAAAGAUGAAAGAAAAAAAAAUGCAAGAAAAUGGUAAGAAGCAAGAAGGAGAAGAGAGGCGGAACGUGGGGGAAAAUUAAAAGCGGACAAACAUAAAGCGAACGACCGUUGUUUGACGAGAGGGAGGACCCGAUGAAAUUCGUGUAAAACUGAUAGUAUUGUUAAGACAAUCAGACACUUAUUGCUCCGGCCACCUUGAGGGCCAUCCGUGAAUAUUUGUUGUCGAGGUUUGUUCCUCGGAAAAUUUCGAAGGAUAAUGACGAAGAAGGAAGACAAGAGAAGCAAGAAGAAAUGGGUGCGAGCAGAAUCGUCGCGCGCCUCUUCUCAGCCGGACAAAGGACGAAGGAGUAGCACGGGCAGAAUUUUCAUUGUAGCAGAAUGCGUAAGAAAAACAAAGGGGAAAAGAAAGAGAAAAAAAACCGAGAGGAAAGAAACGUGUGACGAACGUUUCGAAGAAGAUUGACGAAAACCUUCGGCUUUUACCCCUGCAUUCGCCCAUUCCACCCACCCUCGUCCUAGCAGAAACGAAAUUGUCGGAGGGGGCUCGAUCAGAAGGGAAACAGACAGGGAAAGAAGAGAAAACACGGCACGUGUUCGUCGAGUGUGCCGCGGGACGUUUUUUUCUAUGCCUCACAUUUUCUACGGUUUCAAAAAAGAAAAAAGAAAAAAAAAUAGCAUGCAAAGGAGCGAUUAUUAGAGAUUGAAAAAGGAUAUUAGGGCUAGAGGGGAACUGGUGCACCCAAAAGACGGUCAUCAAGUUUUUGCGGGAAUCAAUCGAGCCACGUUGUUGCGUAGGAACUGAAGAGCGACAGAGAUGGCAUCCCGUUUGCCAGGGGUGUGGUUAAAAGCAGCGACGUAAAAUAACGAGAUCGCACACGAAAAACACAAAAUACGCGACACGCAUCAUUACAUAAGCUCAUAGAAACAAUUAUACAGGUUGUACGCGUGCGUAUGUUCGAGGAAAGCUUCGUUUCUGACUGACAUCGCUUUCGUUCUCGAUCGUCAACUGUAAAUAUAGGUUUUGUAUAAAAACAGAAACGAAAGUGUAAUCACGAAUGAAUUCAAACUAUCCUCAAAUGCCCGCAAAAUCUCUCCAAUACUUUCCUUAGAUCGAUUUCCUGAUUAGAACACGAAUUAUGCACGCGUGCACAGUUAUACACAUACGCGCCGCGACCGAAAGGGGGAAAACAAGUUGCCCUCCCUCGUUGAACGUAUUCUGUUUCCUUAGAAAGUAAGAAAACACGAAACAGAACGGUGGAAAAGGCAUGGUUAUAGCCGAUCGAUUUCAACGAGUGCACAUCGAACUCGUUCGUUCAGUGACCACCCUCAAGCUUGUUGUUCCGUCGGGGGUGAAAAGAUCAUUCUCGGUUGAAAGCUUCGUCUCUCCUUCCUUUCGAUUUCGUUUCCAUGGUCGCCUCCUGCUUUCGCUCCUUUCUUCUGUUUGCCGUGAUUUCAUGCGGAGGGAAAUGUCGCGAGCGUUCGUAAACGGGGAGAGGGUGGGCGCAAACACGCAUACGUUACAGGUUCACUCACAUACGCAUACACACGUACACGAAGGUCAUUUAUGUAUAAAAAGCGGAGGAAAGAAGGAAAGGAAGAAAGGAGGAAGAGGAGAUGUGGGAGAAACGAAGAAGAUUACGACGAUGUUGACGACGAUGAUAAACGAUGACGAUGAGUUGUGUUAUCGAUGAGGGUGGAAACGAAGGAAAUGAAAUAAAAAAAAUAAAAAAAAACCAUACGAACAUUUUGUUAUAUCCGUACGUAAGAACGUAGAAUGACGAACGUGUGUUAUUAAGGAAGUAAACGUAUCGAAUCUACAGUUAAAUGUUUACGAUAAAAUUACGGGUAAUUAAGAAGAUUCUAGAUUUUUUCUAACUAAUCGAUUCGUACGGCGGACUCGUGCCAAUCCUCUAGAUUUACGACCUAAAACGAGAUAUACAAAUGAGAUGAAGCUGUUAUCCUAUAUUAAGUCGGCUUGGAAUAAAUAUUUGAUUAUACGUAUUUAACGUGCGACCGGUCUGUAUGCCUGACACACCGAAUGCCUGAUAGCCGAAUGAACGUAACCCGUUUGUCUGAAAGCGACCGCGAGUGAGCGGAAUUGUACGAUGAAACCACACAUAGCGAUGAGAUUACGCAAAUAAAACAGAGAAAAGAAAAAAAGAAGAAUUUGAUAAGUAAGUUAUUAACCUGGUGCGCGUGUGCAUGGUGCGAGAGACAGAGGUGUGAACGAGCAUCGUAUCUUUGAAUGAGAAACGAGGAGAAGAAAGAAGGAAGAACGAGAAUGACGGCGGCAGAAAAGAAUACAGAAGGCGAGUAAAUUUUGUUACUCGAUCGCAUCUCGGUUAAUUUUCGAAAAGCAUUCAGCGACUCUGGACCACGAGGAUCGACCCUUUGGUGCUCUGUGGAAGCGGAAGGCAACGCGUGGCUCACCGGAAGCUCGAGCCCCCGUAAAGCAUCGCUGGUCGAUUAUUUUCGGCGAAAUAAGUCGUUCCUUCGCGUUUUAAAGAGUCUCUGAUCGCUUUCGUCCGUAAUUAUAUAUAUAUAUACAUGUAUAUAUGUAUGUAUGUAUAUGUAUAUGUACGUAUCAAUUGAUCGAGCAGAUGCUUCAAGCCCGGCGUCAACAGAGUGCACGCGUCACGUUGAAGCGAGAUCUUCUAUCAACGAAUCGCCGAUAUCGUCCUAAGCGUGUGCAUGAAGUUUGCUUUUUCUCACACGGGACAGACAGACGGAAAGGAAGGAGGGAAGGAAAAGGAAGAACGCGAGGGAUCGACGCGAUUUUAGCUCGAUCAAUUUGCUAAUCGCAGAACCAUGCUUCGACGUCGAGUCAGGGCCGAUAGAUUUAUCGCGGAAUCAUUUGAAAUUCAUAAUCGUUGGAUUUUUGAGCACGUCCUCGGGAUUAAUGGCUCGCGAUUCCCCUCUCGAAUUAGGGAUUACGAAUUCGCCAGCGGGGAAAAAGAAGCCUGGAAACCCGCUGGCAGAACCAUUUUUUUUUUUUGCAAGUUGAUCCUUCCGGUUGAAACGUUACGACAUUUUAGCAACCUUAUCGAGAAGCUGCGGUCAAAGGAGUCGUCAAAUUCGUUUGAAACCCGCAACUGAUUAUUUUGCACGAGCUACUGCCCCUGGUGGAAAAUUCGAAGCGUGGUUCGAACAUUGAGAAGGUAGAAAACGUGGCGUAAAUAGAGAAAAGGAAUUUUAAAACUACCGGUGUUCGGUAGACUGCGAAUGUUUUAUAUAAUACAAUUUUUAGUCGAAAAUCGACGAGACAUCGGCGAGAUUCGUCGCUGCGAGCGGUGAAACUAGUGGCGACUCGAAUCAGCGCAUGGGAAUCGAAUCGCAAUUUGUCACGAUUGUUUGAUCGGUUGUCGCUACGUAGCGACGCGUUUCGCAGAUUUAUAGCGUUACACGAAAGCGGCGGGACGAUUAAUAAUAUACAUAUGUACAUACGAAGGUAGGAAAUAUUGGAAAAGUUGGCGGAGAAACAGUGAAGAGAAUGUCGAAGGAAACGUUUGUUGCCAUUAAAUAUUGUACGUUCACGAGGAUCCUUCGUCGCGAUUGAAUAUUAUCAUUACUAUUGUACUUAUCAUUAUUGUUAUCGCGACUGUUACGAUUAUUUAUUAUCGUUAGCAAUUCGCUGACUAUCGUUACGAUCGCUGUAGCAAUGAGUCGGCGAAGUGCGCCGAUAAUCGACGCUUCGGACGAACGAAGGAUAAAGAGAAGAAUCAGGGUGAAGUGUCGAAUGGAUGGAAACCGACGAUCCACGGAGAACGAAUGAAAAAUUUGUUUUAAAUAAACAACAACGAAUCACCGAGAAUCUUCCGUUGUUAACAAUGCCGAUCUCUCUGUCUAUCUGUUUGUCUAUCUGUCUGCCUGUCUGUCUGUCUGUCUGUCUGUCUUGUCCGUCUGCCUGUCUGUCUGUUGUCUGUUUCUCGUGCGUCUGUGUCUGUCAUGUCUCCGAAACCGAGUGCCACCUGCCCAUCGUGUCCGUAUUGUCGUGCCGUGCGUUUCUUUUUUUUUCUCUCUCUCUCUUUUCACUAUUCGUUCCGCGAUAGCCCCUGCUGGAUGAUUCCCUUGGCGAUGAAACGAUCGUAAUCGACGACGAUAAGAAUGACGAAACACGCUGGAAGGAGAGACGAGAAUACGAUCUUUCAGCAGGGGCCGCCGAUCGAGCAGCGUCUCCGUUAGAGAGCGCCCAAGGCAAUCAUUUACCACCUCGAAGCGAUCGUCGCGAGCCCCCGGAGCCACCGACGCAUACGAUAGACUGUACAGUAACUUUUACGAAUCCCUUUGUACAUCACACUCAGCGACAGUAGUGCCUAGUGAACGGACUAGCCGAAGGGGACGCGAUCGAUGGCUGGACGAUUUGUCUGCCGGCGAAAUUUCAACCCCUCUCGAAUUUGUCAUUUAUCUCUCGACUUUGGUCUUUCGAGUACGAGUUUCAUUCGUUUUCUUCUUUUCCUCUUUUCGUUACUUCAUCAGCUGCAAUGGUAGUCGGGAAUCGGUCCAGCGACGAGUUGUGGAUCCCCUCCGCGCAUCCGGCGACGCAAUCGAGGCUCGCGAGGGUCAGCCAUUUCUAGGUCUGUACAUAAAAAAAAAAAAAAAAAAACGAACACGUCAUUUAUCUCGGACUUCCUCCCGCGGACAUCGCUCGAUCGUCGAUCCACGAACACGCUCGGCGUCGCAGCGCGCUCGAUCUCGUUCCAGUCGCCUGUCAAGCAAGGGCAAAUGGCACUUAAAUCCGUCUUACAAU